Messenger RNA from Humulus lupulus (European hop), 746 nucleotides. Its product is annotated as cyclin-dependent kinases regulatory subunit 1. The record is from RefSeq and is a predicted model, not a curated record. Gene Ontology annotation, molecular function: histone binding; ubiquitin binding; protein kinase binding. Gene Ontology annotation, biological process: regulation of mitotic cell cycle. Bases 157 to 405 code for a protein of 82 amino acids. The transcript is spliced from 4 exons. Gene Ontology annotation, cellular component: SCF ubiquitin ligase complex; cyclin-dependent protein kinase holoenzyme complex. NCBI's taxonomy places the organism in Eukaryota, Viridiplantae, Streptophyta, Magnoliopsida, Rosales, Cannabaceae.
UAAAAUUUUUAAUUAAAAAAAAUAUGCCUUUAUAGCUACUUUUUUUCAAAUCCAUUUUCAUUUUCAUUUUCAUUUGCAUUUCGUUUUCAUUCGCAUCUCAUUUUCUCUCUAGAGCAGAACCGCAGUGAAGAUUUGAGCAGAAACCCUAAUUUUCAAAUGGGUCAGAUCCAGUACUCCGAGAAAUACUUCGACGACACCUAUGAGUACAGGCACGUCGUUCUUCCUCCGGAAGUGGCCAAACUGCUCCCCAAGAAUCGCCUUCUCUCUGAGAAUGAAUGGCGUGCUAUUGGAGUGCAGCAGAGUCGUGGCUGGGUUCACUAUGCCAUUCAUCGCCCCGAGCCACACAUCAUGCUCUUUAGGAGGACUCUGAACUAUCAACAGCAGCAGCAGGAGAACCAAGCAUAAGGCCCAAGUAAUCAGAUAUCAAUCAACAUUUGAGUAUCUGGAACUGAAAUUAAAUACUUGAUACUUGAACUUUAUGGUUUGUUAUGAGUAGUUUGGAUGUUAUUAUAUUUUGCACUGUCUAUGCUACUUAGUUCUCCCAUUUGGAGAAUUUAAUGACAAGCUUUUUACUUAGUUAAUCUGGGCUAUAUUAGGAGGAGGAUGACUCCAUCAAGUCUCUUCCAUCGGAUGAAAAAACUUGUGUUUACCUCUGGUGUACUAUGAUUUUGUGGAUUUAAAAUCCAGUUAUGUACUAUUUAUGGGAGGUUGAUGGAAGUGUCUGCCAUUUGUGUGUUUCGUUUUGA